Molecule: messenger RNA, 2159 nt
Organism: Cyprinodon variegatus (sheepshead minnow)
Lineage: Eukaryota; Metazoa; Chordata; Actinopteri; Cyprinodontiformes; Cyprinodontidae
Gene: hapln2
Product: hyaluronan and proteoglycan link protein 2
Exons: 6
Coding region: 194-1231 (345 amino acids)
Biological process (GO): cell adhesion
Molecular function (GO): hyaluronic acid binding
Source: RefSeq, a predicted model, not a curated record
UGGAACUGAGACAGUUGAACAUUCAGCAUUCUGACCAAAGAGCCAACGGAAAUAAAGGACAGACAUGAAUUAGUUUGAGAAUUAUUCACAAUAUCCUUUAUUGGACACCAAGAAGACCUCGCAGUCAUGUCGGACAGUACAGGGGGCUGACCGGGAAAUUGGACACCAAUCAGUUAUUCAGGAGCUGAGAGAAAUGACCUCCUUCAAAGGGAACUUUGUCAGGAUUACUUUUAUAACAUUAAGUUACUUGUCCUGUACUUCUGCCUCAUAUAACCCUCACAGAACAGAACCAGGAACACUAAAGAAGCUUCAGUAUCUCCUUGAGCCACCUGUGCAGGUCGAGGUGACUGGCCGAAGGGGAGAUAAUGUCACCUUACCUUGCAUCCUCAGAGUCCAACCUAACCACUACAAGAUUAAAUGGACAAAGCUGGAGUCUGAGAACAACGGGCGUCAAAAUAUCAUAAUGAUAUCGAAUGCAAAUGCUUUUAAGCCGUACGGCCCGGUGGGACAGCGGGCUUCUCUCCAGAGGGCUCACACCAUGGACGCCUCCCUGAUGCUUAGGCAUCUUGAGCUGGGGGAUGAUGGCAGGUAUCGGUGUGAGCUGAUAAAUGGCAUCGAAGAUGAGAACAUUGUCAUUACUCUGAGGAUUGAAGGUGUGGUUUUCCCAUAUCAAAGUAAGCAUGGACGUUACAAAUUCAACUUCCAUGAAGCCAUGCAGGCUUGUGCUGAGCAAGAUGGUAAAUUAGCCACCUACAAUCAGCUUUACAAAGCCUGGACUGAAGGGUUGGACUGGUGCAAUGCAGGUUGGAUUCAUGAUGGAACAGUUCAUUAUCCAAUCGUUCAUCCACGACCGGUCUGUGGAGGAAAGUUGCCAGCUGGCAUUCGCAGUUAUGGGCCGAAAAAUAAGGACAAUGAUCGGUUCGAUGCUUUCUGCUUUACAUCCCAGAUAUCAGGCUCCGUCUACUACAUAUCAGGAUCCUUCUCCUAUGACCAGGCAGUGCUGGCCUGCAAGCGUCAGAGUUCAGAGUUGGCUUUGGUCGGCCAGCUUUAUGCUGCCUGGCGUUUCCAAAAAUAUGACCAAUGUAAUGGCGGCUGGCUGAGAGACGGCAGCGUACGAUUUCCCAUCAUCAACCCCAGGAAACACUGUGGAGGCAUCCCAGAGGCAGGGGUCCGCUCCUUUGGAUUCCCAAGCAAAACAACUCACCUCUAUGGAGCAUUUUGCUAUAGAUAACCCAUGUUACAAAGCAAAAGAAAUCAGUUUUUAUAGGACCUUGGCAUCCAAGAUUGAAAAUGGUUAAUAAAGAUAUUAGAAGCUGCUGAAAUCUAUGGUGUAACAAGAAGUAAAGCAAAAUAAGAAGGACAUAAAACAUUUAACAGUACAUAUGAACAAUCAACUUAGCCUCUAACAGCUACUUUACUGUUGCGGAAACCUUCCAGAGUUUCAAUGUAAAAUGUGUUUCUAUCCUGCUUCCUGUGAGUGUAAUAAAGGGGGAUUAAACUUACUUCAAAGACCAAUAGAAACCAGAAUUAUUCAAUUUAAAAUCAGUUCUACAGUAAUUGAGUCCUCUAACUAUUGUUGUGUUUUCCCCUAAGUUGUUUUUAAUUUACUUUCAUAUUUGAGUUUUUUUUAUUAUAACCCCAUAGCAAAAAUAUUUGUCAAAUUCAUACUCGCCUUGAUUAAAAAUGAGCCUACUCUUAAAAGUCAAGAAUGUAACAUACUAAAAGAAAAUGAUGAUAGUUUUAUCAAUGUCACCAGUUGUAAUUUAUUGUCUCUAAAACUGUAUAUCAUUUGCUUAUAAUUCAGAUUUUCUUGUUUUAUGCUGUAAUGAUCUCAAGGUGUAUCAACAGAUUUUAUGUAAUAAUCAUAAAGGGAAAAGUUUGAGUGUCAAGCAAACACAUUCUGUACUUAAGUUAGUUAAUUGUUGUCUUUUUCCUUUGACAUAGUAAUAAAGUGUGAAAUGCAGAAUCAGUCUGUAAGCUUGAGAAAUCUACAGAAAGUCAGGAAUGGGGUAAAAUCACUGUAAGUGAAAACAUAAAUGUCUGAAUUGAUAAAUGUAGGUCAAUAAACACGAAUAGAUGUAAGAUUUGUAUUUGUUAUUUGUCGUCAAAUCAUUCAUAUGGCGCAUCGGAUUUUGUAUCUGCGCCAAUAAAAGUUACAA